UAAAGAUGGCACCGAGUAUGUCGUAGUUAGGAGUCUUUAUGUCAUAAAAUAUACGUAAAAUAUAUUUAAUUUAUUGUUUUGAACCUACUUAAUACUUCGGUACCUUAAAUAUGAAUUUGGGUAUGUCAAAUACACAUGGCAACGGUCUUUUGUAUGCUGGCUUCAAUCAAGACCAAGGUUGUUUUGCCUGCGGAAUGGAAAAUGGUUUUCGGGUCUACAAUUGCGAUCCUUUGAAGGAGAAAGAACGACAAGAUUUUGCAGAAGGAGGUUUGAGCUAUGUUGAAAUGCUCUUUCGAUGCAAUUAUCUGGCCCUUGUUGGCGGGGGACCAAAACCAAUGUAUCCACCGAAUAGAGUUAUGGUAUGGGAUGACUUGAAGAAGACACCGGUGAUCGCAUUGGAAUUCAAUGCCCCUGUUCGAGGUGUACGGUUAAGACGUGAUAGGAUAGUGGUUGUGUUAGAGGGUGUUAUUAAAGUAUACACGUUCACCCAAGCACCUCAGCAGCUUCAUGUGUUUGAAACAAACCCCAAUCCUAAAGGUUUGUGUGUACUAUGUCCAAAUAGCAACAAUUCUUUACUGGCAUUCCCUGGACGGAAGACAGGACACGUUCAAGUUGUUGACCUAGCGAACACGGAGAGGGCACCUCUUGACAUAGUGGCACAUGAAGCAGCACUUAGCUGCAUAGCACUCAAUUUACAAGGAACACGCCUUGCCACUGCAUCAGAGAAGGGAACUUUAAUUCGUGUAUUCGACACAUCCUCAGGUUCUAUGAUCAAUGAAUUACGGAGAGGAGCCAACACUGCGAACAUUUACUGUAUAAAUUUCAAUAAUGAUUCAUCGUGGCUCUGCGUCUCCAGUGAUCAUGGCACUGUGCAUGUGUUUGCCGUUGAGGACCAGAAACUGAAUAGACAAUCCAGCCUUGCAUCUGCUACUUUCCUACCAAAAUAUUUCAGUUCAAGUUGGAGCUUUUGCAAGUUCCAGGUUCCAGGAGGGCCACAGUGUAUGUGUGCCUUCGGAGCCGAUAACAACUCCGUAAUAGUGAUAUGUGCAGAUGGCAGUUACUACAAGUUCAUGUUUAACAACAAGGGAGAAGGCUCACGUGACGUGUAUGCUCAGUUUCUGGAGAUGACAGAUGACAAGAUGUAGCACACGAGAGUGUUCAGGCGGACAGGCAACAUGAUGGAACAGAACAGGAUGUUCCCUUCCCUUCUGCCCACCUAUCCUGGUUGUCCUCUGCGUGUUGCCAUGAGGGAGAAGUGCAGGUAUUGGUAGCGUUGGCGAGUCUUCGGCCGCUCGUCUGGUAUAGACCUGAGGUAUGCCAGCGCACUAUGGAAAUUUCUCUUUGCGUUCAGUGUUAUAGUUGGCAAGACGUUGCUUUUAUAAUUGAAACACGUUAAAUGUGUGUAUAUAGUGAUAUUACUCAAUAUGAACGGCAGAUAUUCCAAAUUAAAAAUUUAAUCUGCUGUGAAUCAGUAGAUAGUUUUAUCAUGUUUGGUAGAGUUGUGAUACUGUGAUUAAAACAUGUAGGUGUUAAUUUUAUUUUAACAGGUUAAUUUUCAUCUUGUUCUUUAUUGUACUGAAGAAGAGUAAAUUAUUCUAAUUAAUUUUUCUAUACAAGGUAAAUCUCCCAUGACACAUCUGCUAUAGAAAAUUGGGCACUUAAAUUCAGACCUAGAUUUAUGGUUAGUGUUUAGUGAUGUUUAAGGGUGUAAUUUCUUCAUUUAUGUGAAUUAAAUAUAUGUAGCUUUCAAGUUGAACAUGCAUCACAUUUAAACAUUUGGUGAGGUUUGUGGUUAAAUCAUAUAUAAAGAUCAGAUUUUAAUAUAUAUUGAAAUUAUAAUUAUUUAAUAAAAUACAUACCAUUAAGUCAUAAUAUGCAACUUUAUAUAUGUAGGUAUAUAAGGAUGUAAAAUUGAAAGGCAAUGGAAUUUCGUUGAGUACAAUGUUAGAAUUUAUGCACAUACGCUAUAAAAUCACUUUUUUUUUUUUCAAAUUUAGUCUACUUUUUAGAUAUAUACUGUUUCUUAAGUUUGAUGGUGGACCAAUUAUUAUUGAAAGUUAUACAUUUAAUAGCUUAGAAUGGCUUAACUUUACGUGACUUGUUUGUAUAUUUCGUAUUAAAAUGUGGUGACCUGAUUUUGGACACAGAACUCCCAGGUGCAUGUAAUUUGUUCUUGGGUUAGUAAUGAUAAAAGACUGAAAAAUGUGAGGAUCAUUGUGAAUAGUGAAAUAAGAUUCAAGUGGAAUAAGUUGUGCAUCCAUAGCAAGUGUAUCUUGAUUCUGGUAUAUUGUUAGAAACCUAAACAGAUGCGAACAUAAGUUAGUUUUAUAUUUAUAUCUGAUGGUGUUUAAGUAAUGAAGUCCUAUUGUGGAAUAUUUUAAGGCACCAUUUGACAGUGAGCACUGAAGAAGAACAUGUCACACACAUCCUGACUUAGAAUAUCAGUGUUACUUACUUUGAUACGUCUGCUGUUAAUUAUGUACAGUUAAUUCCAGAUACUUAAUAAUAUUUGUGUUUUUAAUAUUAUUAAAAUGGUAGGUCAUUUAUGAUACAGUAAAAUUAAUUUUAGAUAUUGCCAACUAAACAUGUGAGCAGAGCAUGUUUUGGAGGUUCUCAGUUCAGAUCCCAGGUGGGGACCACAUUUCCUGACAGGUUUUUUUAUGUGGUUAUCUUCGGUUUAUCCUAGCGAAUGCUAGGAUGGUUUGUUAGAUUUGUCUACGACUGCUUUCACCCACAUUCUUACUGAUUCAUCUUUCAUAAUUUCUUUUACCAUAUUUAAUUUGACUCUACGUAAACACAGCAGUUCAUGCUGUAUUAUAAAAUAGCCAAAUAAACAAAUAGCAAUAUUACUUUCAAAAUUGUAGUUGUUUUAUAAUUUAACAUUAAUAAUAUGAGACAACAGUUUUGGAUUCCAUACCCUCAGUACUCUGUAUCAGUGUUUCUCAACUUAGACUGUUCUGCAAACCAGUAAAAUAUCUAAAUUCUCAUCUGUGGGCUGUCAAAAGUAUUUAGGUAUACGUAUAUAUUAAAUUCUUAAAUAAACUGAAUAGAAGUUUUAUUAACAUCUUUUUUAGUUUGUUUCGUUUAUCACCAAAUCAAAACAAAUCUACAUUAAGAAAUUGCGUUUAAAGGCAUAUAAAUAUUAAGCCAAAAGUGUAUAAUAAAAGCAAAUGUAUAAAUUGAAGAUAAUCAGCAUAAUUGUUGUUCUUUCUCAGUCAUUAGUUUUUUAUCUUAUUUGUUGUUAUUUUUCUUUUAAUCCUUGGAAUCACAUUUUCCUGACAAUUUUAAGAAACAAAAGACAUUUGGAGGAAAAAGGUUUUCAGACUAGUUGUUGAGAAAUACUGCUGUUUUAUCAUAUAAAAUGGACAGAUGCUGGAAGAAGGAUAUUUAUUAUAUUCUCUUCUUCAGAAUUAUUUAACUCUUUACCCUUUCCGUCUAAUGUUAGCACAUGGUGUUUUAUAUUAUAUUGUCUUCCUAUUUUAAAUUACAUUUCAUAGUUUUAGUAGGAAGAAGCAGGAUCCUUUCAAAUUUACAGCAUUAGGAGGAGCAAACCCAAACUCCGUACUGAUAACAACGUGUUCCUUAUUCAGUGGUGUUAAAAUCUUUCAAGGAAUGUGUUUUCCAUGUGUACUGUAAUCUCAUACUUUAUGGAGCAAGCUUUCUGGUAGUUAGAGUAAUUGUUUGAAUGUAAUGUUAUAUGGGCCGCCAACAAUUUAUAAUGUGCUUACAUCAGAGAGUACACCGUCUUCCAGCUUUUCACCAGAACAUAACAACAAUUUUAGUGACUUGCUUCAAUUGUCAUAUGGCUGUUAGAAGAACGAAGCGUAAAUGACAACAAAUCUCAGGUUGGAUUACAAAGAAACACAGGUAACGGCCAUAAUCGAUUAUCAUGGUCAUAAUUUUACAACACCAUUACAUCAAGUCUUCAACGAGUUGAGAGAAAAUUUGACUUGAAGAUUUACUUCACAUUACAAAUCUAUUUUUCAGGAUGCUGUUUUCAGAUGAUGGCAGUCUUUACAUAUUGGCUGUGUUCUUGAUAUUCUGGAGAUUUUAUUGUUUCAUAUAUAAGGCCUUGAACUGAAUUUUGCAUUUGAGUAAUGCUUCAUAUUAGGGAGUUGCUGGGUUUAAAUCUCAGCCCAGAGACUAGCUUUUGUGACAGGUUUUUCAUUGUUUUCCUCAGUCUCUCCAUGCAGAUGCCAGAGUAGCACCUUAAAUUAAGUCACAACCACUUCCAACCACAUCCUUUCCAUGUCAAACCUCAUUAAGUAUCUUCUUUUCUGAUACUGCAUAGUCUGAACUACUGACAGCAUUGUUAAAUAAACCUCAAACAACUUAAUAAAUAUUUAAGGCUGUAAAUAUGGAAUCAGUGAAGAUCUCCAAAAUGCUGGCAAUUGAGCCCACAUCUGUAUUAUGCUAUAGUCCAACAAAAGUAGAUUCCACAUUAGCAUCAGACGUCUGUGAAGGCUUUAAUCAUCUUUAGUGUUGAUCUCUCUUGUAUUCUCAUUUUAGAGUUUUAUUUCACAAACUCCUUGCUUUGUAUUUUUAUAUAGGCUUCUGUCAGGAAUUGUGUGUUUAAGAACUCGAGGCUGCCUCAAAGAAGGGGAAGUGCAUUUUCAGCCUUGACACACGUAAAUUGUUGUAAAGAUAUGGCAGAGAAACCUGACAGUUUUGAAAUAAAAAUGUCUCAAACAAAAAUUAUUUUUUACCUAAUGUUUGUAACAAAAUGAGCUACUUUACCAAUAGCUUCUUGAGUUCUGGUUCAACUUUUGCUGUAGAUUCCCAGCUCUAACAACAUUUGAUAUGUAAUCAAAGAGACAUGCUUAUACGAUUCAAGCAAAUAAUUUAUAAUAAUGAAACGUAAACGCUCGGCUACAGGUAACUGUAAUAUUGACAGGCAGGCUGCGUGGAGCUCCAAAUAGUGCCCAACCUCCUUCUUUCGCUUGGCACCGAACCUGACCGUUACAUGCUGUAUGUCUGCUGGAUGUCUCAUGUGUUUCUCAUCACAUGCAGGACACUUGGUUGAAGCCUCUGUCACAAUCUUCCUUCUCUAAGCACAUGUGAGGCAGCUUAUUGAAAUUAGUUGAGAGAACUCACGCGAGGACUGUUAUGCUAGAAAAACAAUAGAGCCUCCUCUGCAUUUGUGUCAAUGUUGGCUUUUUCAAAGCAAACAUAAUAUGAAGUAAUGAUUAUAUGAGACCAGUAUAAAUCAGAAUUAAGUUUUUGUUAAUUUUGUACAAAGAGUGCAUACGAGUCUUGUAAUGAAAAGUGUAACAAAGUAUAUACAAAUUAAAAUCAUUAUUUACCCUUCCUUAAUUACAAAAGCUGUGAAAAGUUAAUGUCUAAACAUGUUUUCCUCUAUUGUGUAGAAGUGAGGCCAUGGAUGAGUGAACUGUCUUUUAUUUCAGUGCAUUAUUUCCACAAAGCAGCAUAUAAAACAUAUAACAAAAUAAAAAAUAAUAUGAUUA
Messenger RNA from Zootermopsis nevadensis, 5465 nucleotides. Its product is annotated as WD repeat domain phosphoinositide-interacting protein 3. The record is from RefSeq and is a predicted model, not a curated record. Gene Ontology annotation, molecular function: protein binding. NCBI's taxonomy places the organism in Eukaryota, Metazoa, Arthropoda, Insecta, Blattodea, Termopsidae.